UCGUUCGUUACGUUUGGUGUAAAUUCAAAAAACGAGCUAAAAUUUGAUGCAAAUAGUUGAAAUUCAACUGUUGAAUACAAAUUGAAAAGUGUUCACAUCGCUUUAAUUUUAUUCAUCUAAAAAUGAAUCAAAGUAUAAUUUCAACUUUUCUCCUCUUCGUGUUAAUCGCACCUAUAUUUGGGCAAAUGUUUUAUCCGAAACAUAAAAUGACUAAAAAGUAUUUCAUUAUAACAUUGAAAACGGUUACAUGGCACGAGGCAUUUUAUCACUGUCGUUCCAUUGAUAUGAAUUUGGUAAGCAUUUCAUCAAAAGCAGAAAAUGAUCAAAUUAAACAGCAAAUUAUUGAUGAAGGACACAUAGAAUUCGGACAAUUUUGGACAUCAGGAACAAAAUUGCCCGAUAAUUCGUAUAAAUGGUUGGGCAUCGGUAAACGAGUAGGAUUUAGUGAUUGGUUUUCAGGCAAACCAGACAAUUUUAAUGAAAAUGAUGUGAAUUGUAUCCAAAUUCUUGAAAAGGGCAAAGGUUGGAAUAAUGCUCCGUGCAAUCUUAAGCAGCAUAUUAUUUGUGAACAAGAAUUAAUUGAAUACGAAUAUUGUAAUCAUUAA
Molecule: messenger RNA, 605 nt
Organism: Contarinia nasturtii (swede midge)
Lineage: Eukaryota; Metazoa; Arthropoda; Insecta; Diptera; Cecidomyiidae
Product: perlucin-like
Exons: 5
Coding region: 123-605 (160 amino acids)
Biological process (GO): biological process involved in interspecies interaction between organisms
Cellular component (GO): external side of plasma membrane
Molecular function (GO): carbohydrate binding
Source: RefSeq, a predicted model, not a curated record